AUGGUUGUCAUCAACAUAGCAUUCAGCGCCUCAAUUAAUGCAGCUGGCGUCUCACCUCGCAAAGUCCGCAAAGCACACGAAUUCGUCGCACCUAUCUUUAACUGCGAAGUUAUCAACGAAGAAGAGACCGAAACGGGAACAAAGGUCAUAUGCCAAAUUACCUUCGACAAGGAUGCACGCGGCGACGCCGAUGCGGUUGUGAAGGAAAUAGUCUAUGAAUUUGCUCCAACUCGUGUUGAUUUCCAUCAGCCAGACGGGAGCAAAAUCUUCAAUAUUGUUAGUGUUGAUGAGGAUGGCAACUUGCUCAUGACAUACGAUUUUGAAUGGCAACACCCUGAGCUUAAAGCUGAGAAAGAGACUGUUAAGGAACAAAGGCAGAAAUAUUCCAAUAUGGCCAAGACAGCCGUUUAUGGUUCCAUCGAUACCAUUCGGCAAUUGGUGAAGGACGGCGAGAUUUGA
This is a messenger RNA of Fusarium venenatum, 459 nucleotides long. Lineage: Eukaryota; Fungi; Ascomycota; Sordariomycetes; Hypocreales; Nectriaceae. The record is from RefSeq and is a predicted model, not a curated record.